Debaryomyces tyrocola is the source of this 2163-nucleotide messenger RNA. NCBI's taxonomy places the organism in Eukaryota, Fungi, Ascomycota, Pichiomycetes, Serinales, Debaryomycetaceae. The record is from the annotation of a GenBank genome assembly.
AUGAGCGGUACUGUAUCUAAGAAAAGGCUUCGAAAAACCAUAGUUUGCAGUAAUUGUCGUACAAGAAAGAUAAAAUGCAACAAAGAAAGUCCGUGUUCAAGCUGUAUUGGAUUAUCUAUCGAACAGAAUUGUGUUUAUGAAAAUAAUCCUAAACGCCGGAAGAAGCCCGAUUCGGAAUCUGAAAAGCCAUGUGGUAAUGUUGAACUUGCAACUAGUCCUGUUUUAAAACGAAGGAAUUGGAAUAUCGUAGAAUGCAGACUGAAAGAUUACGCUUCUGAUAACUCAUUGCCUGGGUCAACAAAUCCUAUCGCUUCAGACCAUGAAACGAUUAACUUUUAUCAAGAUUUUAGUCCAGACUUAAAUCACGAAAACAAUGGUUUAACUUGUCGACCGUUGCCUUUUUUAUUAUUGAGCAAAAGAGAUCGUGGAAUGAAGCUUUUCUGGGGUUACACCACGAUACUGCGGAAGGGUCUUGACUUUAAACAUUUAUUCUUGAACAAUUCUGUUACACCAAACGAUAUAAACUCUAUAGAUUUUAAGAAAAGAUUACAAGAAGUGUUCGGAUCUGGAUUCAUUCCGUGGAUACAUCGAAUGCAAACUAAGGAUCAAACGAUGGCUAUAAAGAAAGCAAUUUCAAGCUAUGGUUUAAAACUUGGUCUCACAUUUUGUGAUCUGGACAUAGAUCAAGAAACCAAAUUAACAAGUAAGAUAAAAUUGGUUUUGCCUGACCGAUCUGCUCUCCAGUUGUUAAUCGACAGGUUUUUUAAAAAACUAUACUUCUUUUUUCCACUUAUAGAUGAAAUGUCGUUUAGAACAGAUAUGGAAACAUUAAUAAGUUAUGACUUCGAGGGGCAUGGGUCUUCAAUAGGUUUAAGAAGAAAGGAUGAUUUUGCUUUCCUAGCUACAAUGUUAAUAGUAUUAAGACUGAGCUACUUGUCUUUAUUUGACAAUAUUGUAUCCCGAAAUGAGCAAAGCAUAAAUAAUAAAGAUCCCAGUAGUAAACUGCAGGAUACCAAAUUCCUUUUGUUGAAUCCAAUUCAUAUAGAUGUGAUUUCAGUGGCUGAACUUUGUAUCAAAGAAUUUGAUCUUACCAGGUCCCAAAGCUUAGGAGUAUUACAGGCUAUUAUAUUUUUGAAAAUUUACCGAGACCAUUCUCCAGAAAUUGGAAUUGGAACUAUUGGAUCGAAUUCUCAAAUGAAUCAUGGGAUUAUCAUACUGAUGGCAUACUCAUUGGAAUUGAAUCGAGAAGCUGACCAUCAUUGUGAAGAAAUGGCUGAAAAAAAGUUCAAAAAUUUAAAAAGAAAAAUAUGGCAUUUUCUAUCUACUUCAGAUGUAUUUGAUUCGAUAAUUUAUGGAACAGAAAUUUUGACAGCCGAAUCAAUGUACGAUACUGAUACUCCUCUGUUUGACGAUGAUUACUCGAAUUUUAUUGACAAAUCUUUAGAAUUGCAGGUGGCUCAAACAUUUAAAGAUAUGAGUCCAAUUUUGAUAAAAGUGAAGAAAUUUCUCUCAAUAAUCCUUGAUGUUAAAUCAAAUGUAAAAAUGAACUAUUUAUCAUAUAAUUUACGUGAACUAGAAGUGUUAUUGACUAACCGAUUAGGAACAAUAGAUGAUUAUUUGAAAGCUGAUGAUGGUGUGCCUAGAUGUUUGAAAAUUAUAAAAUUUAGGCAAUCAGUGUACAUGAAGCUAUUCUCAUUAUUUGUGUAUUUUUGUUUCCAUGCUUAUUAUGAACAAAGAAAGAAUACUAAACUAAGAUUUUUUUAUUUGAAAAAUAUGAUUAAAAUUGGCUUCCAUGAAUUAGCACCUAUAUCUUCAAACUUAUUAUAUGAUGGCCAAGAAUACUUUGGUGAGUUAUUUCCACUCAUUCUAACACCAAUUUGCCAAGUAUACUGUCACAUUAUAUGCUUGAUUGGUCUGUCUUUAUGCUUCAGGUUAAACAGCUUAUGUAAGUUCAAUAUGUUAAAUGAACCGUACAAACCUAAGUUUAAAUUUACUGAUAAUCGCCCAACAUUCCCAACUGCAAGUUACAUUGAACAAGUCACCAAUCUUUCGAAAGAUAUUAACUUAAAUGGCAAAAGACGUAUUGCAAUGAUGAGGAUACUCAGUGACACCUUUACGGGGAGAAUCUAUUGCACGGUAACGAGAUUUACGAGUAUGAUGUAA